Pangasianodon hypophthalmus (striped catfish) is the source of this 1942-nucleotide messenger RNA. Its product is annotated as serine protease HTRA1A. The coding region runs from base 39 to 1523 and encodes 494 amino acids. The transcript has 9 exons. Gene Ontology annotation, biological process: programmed cell death; proteolysis; positive regulation of apoptotic process. Gene Ontology annotation, cellular component: extracellular region. Gene Ontology annotation, molecular function: serine-type endopeptidase activity; protein binding. Lineage: Eukaryota; Metazoa; Chordata; Actinopteri; Siluriformes; Pangasiidae. The record is from RefSeq and is a predicted model, not a curated record.
UGUUCACUCCACAGUGUGUGAGUGUGUAAGUGUGUGUGAUGGAGUCGCUCGCGCUCAGCUCCUUGCUGCUGUGUCUUUGCUCGGUAGUUCUUGUUUCUCCGGUGAGCGCGCGGAUCGGUAAGCGCGCGCUGAUCGGAGCUUGUCCCGUGCGUUGUGACAAGUCUCGCUGUCCUGCGCUGCCCGCGCGCUGCGUCACGGAGCUCGCGCUCGACGCGUGCGGCUGCUGCGCGGUGUGCGCAUCCGGUGAGGGCGAGGCGUGUGCGGGGGUCGGGGGCGCGAGGCGGCUAGGCGAUCCGGUGUGCGCGCGCGGGCUGCGGUGCGUGGAGUCAUCAUCCUCAUCACCACCACCAUCUUCCUCAUCAUUAUCGUCACCGGUCGUGCUCCGGCGCAGGGCGCGAACAGCAGUGUGUGUGUGCGCGAGCGAGGAGCCGGUGUGCGGCAGCGACGGAGUGUCGUACCGGAGCGCGUGCGAACUGAAACGGGCCAGCGACCGCGCGCAAGAGCUGCAACAGACGCCCGUGCUGCUCGUGCACAAAGGAGCGUGCGGACAAGUUCAGGAGAAGCCAACCAGUCUGAGAUAUAAAUACAAUUUCAUCGCUGACGUGGUGGAGAAAAUCGCACCUGCUGUCGUUCAUAUUGAACUCUACCGCAAGAUGGUGUACAGUUUGCGUGAGAGGGCUGUGGCAACUGGUUCGGGAUUUAUCGUGUCUGAUGAUGGACUCAUUGUCACUAACGCCCAUGUUGUCGCUGAUAAAAACCGAGUGAAGGUUGAACUGAAAAAUGGACAGUCAUAUGACGCUAAAAUCACAGACAUCGACGAAAGAUCAGACAUCGCUCUCCUCAAGAUCAACUCUCCGAAUAAACUUCCUGUGUUGAGUCUGGGCCGGUCAGCUGAUCUGAGACCAGGUGAGUUUGUGGUGGCUAUCGGGAGUCCGUUUUCACUCCAGCACACGGUGACGACGGGGAUCGUCAGCACCACGCAGCGGGGAGGGAAAGAGCUCGGUCUACGCAACUCCGACAUGGACUACAUCCAGACUGACGCCAUCAUCAAUUACGGAAACUCAGGAGGACCACUGGUUAAUCUGGACGGUGAAGUGAUUGGAAUAAACACUCUGAAGGUGACAGCGGGAAUCUCCUUCGCAAUUCCAUCAGACAAGAUCAAAGAAUUUCUCACCGAGUCCUACGACAGACAGGCCAGAGGUCGAGUAGCAGCUAAGAAGAAAUACAUCGGUAUUCGGAUGAUGACGCUGACACCUGAGCUGGUGAAGGAGCUGAAAGAGAAGCUGGGUGAUUUUCCAGACGUCACAUCCGGUGCUUAUGUGGUCGAGGUCAUCUCCAAAACUCCAGCAGCAGUAGGUGGAGUGAAGGAAAAUGACAUCAUCAUUUCGGUUAAUGGGGUGCGGAUUUCCUCAGCUGCUGAUGUCAGUGCUGUAAUUAACAAACAUGGCGUGUUACGCAUCAUCGUUCGCCGUGGCAACGAGGACGUCCCUCUCACUGUUGUUCCCGUGGAGAUCGACCCUUGACCUUGACUCUCCACCUAUCUGUGGUUUGACAGGGUGAAGCUCUGCCUUAAAAUGCAUGUUGAUGGAGAUUUAAAUGUAUUUUUUAUUUUAUUUUAUAGUUUUGUUAAAUUUUGAAUUGAAAUAUUAUUAUUGUUUACAGUUUACAGAAUAAGGCUUUGGUUACUUUAGUUACUGUUGUGUUUUGUAAUGUUUUUUAUUUUAAAAAAGUUAAAUGGUAUUUUAAUUAAAUAAUUAAAAGUUCAACCUGAGCACAUGGAGAAAAUUAGGAACAUUUGAAGAACUUUUGCUGGAUUUUACACCAUUUUUGUAAAAGAAGCAGAAUUUUUACUGAAUAAGAUUUGAGGUUUUUAAAUCUUUUUUAAAGAUGUAUUUAAAUAUUUUGCUUAUUAUUCUGCUUAUUAAAAAUUAAAAUACUGUAA